ACUCUAUAUCUUAUCAUGUUUCACUACUGCAUAUUUAUCUUUAUACUGUUUCAAUCAUGUUUCUAUACCAUUCAUACAUGUAUCAUACAAUUACUUUAUAUUUUAUCAUGUUUCACUACUGCAAAUUCAUCGUUAUACUGUUUUAAUCAUAUUUCUAUACAAUUACUCUAUAUUUUAUCAUGUUUCACUACUGCAUAUUUGUCUGUAUAUUGUUUCAAUCAUGUUUCUACACCGUUCGUAAAUAUAUCAUGCAAUUACUUUAUAUUUUAUCAUGUUUCACUACUGCAUAUUUAUCUUUAUACUGUUUUAAUAUUUCUAUACAAUUACUCUAUAUUUUAUCAUGUUUCACUACUGCAUAUUUAUCUUUAUACUGUUUUAAUCAUAUUUCUAUACAAUUACUCUAUAUUUUAUCAUGUUUCACUACUGCAUAUUUGUCUGUAUAUUGUUUCAAUCAUGUUUCUACACCGUUCGUAA
Molecule: messenger RNA, 474 nt
Organism: Lottia gigantea (owl limpet)
Lineage: Eukaryota; Metazoa; Mollusca; Gastropoda; Lottiidae
Exons: 1
Source: RefSeq, a predicted model, not a curated record